AAUUUUUAUCCACAUGUUCAAAUCUAUCCGAAAACCAAGAAAAAGAAGCAACCGUGCGUCAAAUUUGUCAAAACACGACAACAAACAAUUGUCAAAUCCUGGAAGAAUGAACCUUACUGCAUUUUUGUAAAUAUUGAUGGAGCCAUUACUUUUGGAAGAUUUUCAUAGGAGUAACAUUCCUACCAAUUUGAUCAAACUAAUGAAAGUUUUUGAAGAGCAAGGCAUAAAACCAAGUAAGAGUGAUUUUUUGGUAGGAUGUAUAUAUGUCUUAAUGUUGGAGUAUGGAUUUAUUCCUCAAGAAAAAGAAAAUGCUUACAAUGAGAGCGAAUUUUGUUAUAAAAGAAUAGAAGAGCUUAUUCCAGUACAUGGAUGGAAAAAAUGUGAUGAAAUUAACUAUAAUUUAUCAUUUAUCUUAGUGCCCUACCAGUUAUAUGUUUGUAAAAUUUCAUGCAUAAAAAUGGGCGAUGAUUUAGUUAUUAAUGCUUUUGUGCGAAACAUUGAAGAUGCCCAUUGUACUGUUAUGCUUGAUAUUUUGACAUAUUAUACUGACGGUGUAAAUAUGGAAGCAGAUGUGAAAAGGAUGCAGAAUCUGAGAGCGAUGUCUGCAUUAUUUAAAGAUCAAAUUGCAUAUCCUAUUAAACAUGCAAUAUUACGUACAGUGGGACAUAGGCAUGCAUGUUUGGAAGAUUUGCCCCUAGAAAUUAUCUACUACAUCUUCAAAUACAUCCAUGGCACUGAUAUAGUCAGGUUAACUACUACCUGCAAGCGUUUUUAUGUAUUGAGGCAAGAAGCCAAGCUGUGGGAAUAUCUUCUGAAGAGAGAUUUCAAUAUUUGUAUGAAGAAAGAUGAUUACAAAGAGUUAUUUGAAAAAUAUGGACUCGCUCAGCGACGUAAAGUACAAAAUGAUCAAGAAGAUGUAUGGACAUCAAGAUACAGUUAUCGAGUAACGGAGAAUACAUUGUUUUGAGUGUUGGUUAUGAAAUAAACUUGGAAUUUUUGAGAAUAUUAUUUCUUGUUAUGAGGAAAUGCAUUUAUGUUUAUUUGA
Coccinella septempunctata (seven-spotted ladybird) is the source of this 1045-nucleotide messenger RNA. RefSeq names its product F-box only protein 7-like. The transcript is spliced from 2 exons. NCBI's taxonomy places the organism in Eukaryota, Metazoa, Arthropoda, Insecta, Coleoptera, Coccinellidae. Gene Ontology annotation, biological process: positive regulation of autophagy of mitochondrion; autophagy of mitochondrion. The record is from RefSeq and is a predicted model, not a curated record. The coding region runs from base 137 to 967 and encodes 276 amino acids. Gene Ontology annotation, molecular function: protein kinase binding.